Molecule: messenger RNA, 1610 nt
Organism: Jatropha curcas
Lineage: Eukaryota; Viridiplantae; Streptophyta; Magnoliopsida; Malpighiales; Euphorbiaceae
Product: LOW protein: nuclease-like protein
Source: RefSeq, a predicted model, not a curated record
UAAAAAAUUUAAAACAAUGUCGCGUCACCAGUUACAGUACCGUUGUCGUCGGUUUUGUCGCCACCACUCGCAACUAUCACCACCGCUCCACUAACACACCAAAAAAAUGUGAUCGCUCAACUCAACUCCUCUGCCUAUUUUCAUGGCUGCAGCUGGCGGAUCUUCCAAAUCAACGGCCCAAAAGACUUCCACAAGCCCCAAACCAGCUACGAAACGUAAACCCAGAAAACCCAGAAACCAAAACAAACGUUUGAGCCAACAACUCAUUUCUCUGCUUUCCGCUGCUGCCUCCGCCGCCUACUCUUUCCUUUCCCAUAAUGACCUCCGUCUUCUGCCUUCCCAAUCUCUCUCCAUUGAAUCCCUCCUCUCUUCCCUUCCUUUCUCCCUUUCUCCUUCUCUUUCUCAUUUUCCUUCUUCUCAAUCCUUCUUCCACCGUUUCCUUUCCUCCGCCGCGUCGGACUUUGACCCUCGUUGGUCUGAAUUUUUCCGCAUGUCAAAGCCGACCUUUUGUCAACUCCUUUCUCUCCUGUCUCCAUCUCUUCUUUCUUUCCUUCCUCCUUCAAUUCCUCCUGACUCGGCCAUUGCCGCCACUCUCUUCCGCCUCUCUCACGGAGCGUCGUACGAAUCAGCGGCGCGUAUGUUCGGACUUGACUCGUCAGCCGCCGCCUGCCUUUCCUUUUAUAGUGUUUGUAAAGCUGUGACUGAGAAAUUAGGCGACUUGGUGGAUUUCGGGAGAGAUUUGGAGCAUAUAAUGGCCGGAUUCGGGUGGAUUUCUCUCCCUAAUUGUUGUGGCGUUUUAGGAUUUGGAACAUUUGGGGUUGACAGUGAGAUUUUGGGGAAAAAUGGGACUUUGUUAGUUCAAGCAUUAGUCGAUUCGGAAGGUAGAUUUUUAGAUAUUUCAGCUGGAUGGCCUUGUACAAUGAAACCGGAAUCCAUUUUCCGGCAAACUAAGCUCUAUUCACGUAUUGAAGAAUCCAGAGAGCUAUUAAAGGGGCCUUGUUAUAAUCUAAGCAAUGGAAACUCUAUCCCCCAAUAUAUAUUGGGGGAUUCAAGUUUUCCUCUGUUGAACUGGCUAUUAACUCCUUACAUUAGGCCUAAAGAGGAGGACAGUUUUGGUUCAGCUCAGAGAGAGUUUAAUUCUGCUCAUAGUAGAGCAAUGGGGUUAGUCGCCACCGCGUUUGGGAGAGUUAAAAAAAGGUGGCAGCUUUUGGCGAGGAAAUGGAAAGAAGAGUGUGUUGAAUUUUUCCCUUUUGUAAUUGUAAUGGGCUGUUUGCUGCAUAAUUUUCUAAUAAAAUGCAGUGAGCCGUUGCCGGAGGAGUGUGUUGGAGGGUUUUUACAGGAGGAGGAGCUGCCGGUUUUCCAAGGAGAGGCAGAUGAGAGAGGACAGAGGAUCAGAGAUGCUCUUGCUAUGCACUUGAGUCGGGUAAGCAUUAGAACAUAAAUAAAUAAGCAAAUAAUGUUAAGCAAGCAAGUAGCAGUAGUAGUAGUUGCAGUAGUUUUCUGUAAAUAAAUGGCACUAAUUUCUGCAUUGCAUGCACCUUCUUAUGUAGAAUCAGAAUUUCUGCUCUUAAUUAAUGAAAAUUAGGUCAUUACUGCGGCCCUUCUUUAAA